AUGGAUGUGGAUACGACCUGCUUAUUCCGGAAUUCCACCCUCCUUCUGUGCUCCAAUGUUGAAGCUGAAAGAACCACGCGUGACAUCGUCUUUGAGUUGCUCCUGAAUGUAGCCAAUCGCGCUGCCUUGGAGGGUCGCUCUGUCUCUUACUUUCGACCCUGUGAAUUGGUUUGUCUUAGCCAGUUCCAUGUCCAUGGCGCACCUGCUUGCGAUUUCAAUGCUUGGGACUCCAUUCGAUUCUUUUAUCCUACAGAGGAUUCCCUCGUGUGUUUCUUCUCUCAAAUACACCUAGCUAAGCGUCUUCCAGAUCUCAUCGUUAUUGAGCAGUUGGAUCGAAUAAUAGGACACCACCGGGAGGAUUUUCUAGCUAGACUGUACGCUCUCACUUGCCUCUUCACCGAUGCACUCGAACACAUUCAUCAGCAGAGGUCAUCACAGAACUCGGGUGCAGGGUGUCGUCUUCUGGUGAGCUGUUUUCUUCCCCAGACCCUAUGGAAUGGGCAAUCGACGAUCCCGAGAUAUCUCGUCCCCCAUGGUCUUCACCAAGCCUGUCUUUUUGCCAAAGAGGACGAUGAAUCGCAUUUCUCUCUGGCCGACUUCACGGGCGCAUUCAAGUUCAGGCUUUUACUGAGGGAGAGGGAGAUAUUUUUCACUUCGUUUCUUUACGACACCAAUCUGCUGACCUUGGUUCAACGAAAAAAUAGCUAA
Messenger RNA from Echinococcus granulosus, 708 nucleotides. RefSeq lists its product as hypothetical. Lineage: Eukaryota; Metazoa; Platyhelminthes; Cestoda; Cyclophyllidea; Taeniidae. The transcript is spliced from 5 exons. The record is from RefSeq and is a predicted model, not a curated record. Bases 1 to 708 code for a protein of 235 amino acids.